AUGGUGAUGGAAAAUAUUUGGUCACUGCCGAUGUGCAGUGACUAUAAAUUCUCUGAUUCGAAAUCUUGUAGAAAAAAUAUUAAGUGGAGUCCUCCUCCUCCUGAGUUUUUGAAGAUGAACUUCGAUGGGACUUGCAGAGGGAAUCCAGGUGUGUCUGGAUAUGGUGCAAUUAUUCGAGAUGAGUCUAGUGAUAUGCUGGGGGCAAAAUUUGGCCCGAUAGGAGUAUCGACUAACAACAUUGCCGAAGUAACUGCUCUUGAGGCAGGCCUUGAAUGGUGUGUAGAGAAGGGGGUUCACAAGGUUUUGAUUGAAGGUGACUCGCAGGUUAUACUCAAUGGUAUAUCUAAUCAACAAUUCACGGAUUGGAAACUAAAUUGUUGGAUCCUGAGGAUCCAACAUCUUAUAGGUCACAUCUCUAACUGUUCUUUUAUUCACUCAUACCGAGAAGGUAAUGCGGCUGCAGACUACCUGGCCAACAUGGGAAUAAAUAGUACAUGUCCCAAACAGUUGUCUGCGGCAGAUGAGAUUCCGGAUGCUUUGUUGCAGAUUUUGAUCCGAGAGAAAUCAUCAAUCCCUAGGGCAAGGAUAGGGUAG
Molecule: messenger RNA, 594 nt
Organism: Cryptomeria japonica (Japanese cedar)
Lineage: Eukaryota; Viridiplantae; Streptophyta; Pinopsida; Cupressales; Cupressaceae
Exons: 1
Coding region: 1-594 (197 amino acids)
Molecular function (GO): nucleic acid binding; RNA-DNA hybrid ribonuclease activity
Source: RefSeq, a predicted model, not a curated record